Pyricularia oryzae 70-15 is the source of this 4032-nucleotide messenger RNA. RefSeq names its product phosphatidylethanolamine N-methyltransferase. The transcript has 2 exons. NCBI's taxonomy places the organism in Eukaryota, Fungi, Ascomycota, Sordariomycetes, Magnaporthales, Pyriculariaceae. The record is from RefSeq and is a predicted model, not a curated record. The coding region runs from base 512 to 3415 and encodes 967 amino acids. Gene Ontology annotation, biological process: phosphatidylcholine biosynthetic process. Gene Ontology annotation, molecular function: phosphatidylethanolamine N-methyltransferase activity.
GGAAUGUCGAAAUAUGCGACAACGUGCUGCUGGUCAGGGUUAAUUUGUGUGCCUGCUGUCCUUUUGCAUUUUUAAAACACACCAUCCUUUUUUUAGCGAGCGAGAAAAGCGCCAACUCUAUCUACUGCUUUUGAACUGGCCUGAAUGAACCUCGACGCCAUCUCAAUGUCAAAUAUGCUACUCUAGACACACCGUGAGAGAUUCCAACUGCCGAAAGAGAAAACAGCCAGCAUUGUCGUCAUUUCCCCUCUAAUCUCUGUUUGCGCCCCCACAAAUCCCCUCAAGCCAAGGGUUCCAGCCGGAUUGGCCUCCAAGGGCAGCAGAGGGAAAGAAGAAGGGGAGAGGAAAAAAAGAAGAAAAAAAGAUAAACAACAAAUUACUAAAUAAAGAUAGUCGAGGCCACGUUUGGGUGUCAACCACACACACCAUCUGAACCCACCCAUCGGUGUCGCGCGUGUCAGUCAACGGGUCCGUCCAUUUGAGGAAAAUACAAAAAGAAAAAGGUACCUACAUGCCCGACACAAUGAGCGCCACUACUAAAGGCGGCCAGGAGCCCGUCGCCCCGACCAACAUUCGGAAAAGACGCGGCGUCCAGGCUGAAGGUGACACCGAAAGUUCAACAGCCCAAGACGGGAUCGGCCAUGCGCCCACUGCCCAAUACGAGCAAUCGGAAGAUCAGGAACAAGCCAAGCUCAGGCAGGCCAACAAGAGCUAUGGCCGCACUCCUGACGGAACCGUCUUCACGGUCCCCACCACCCACGACAUGGUCUCGCAGCUUCUUGAUCCUCGCCAGCCCAAGAACUUGAGCGAUGUCAUCGUGCUGGCCAUUCUUGGAAUGCACAUACUUGCCGCCUACGCGCUGCCAUCUCACCUCAAGCGCCCCGUGUUUGCCGCCAUCUUCAUCUUCUGGCGUGCCUCGUACAACAUCGGCAUCGGCAUCCUCCUGCGCGUCCAGUCCCAGCACAAGCUGUUGGUCGUCAAGGCCAAGAAAUGGGGCAUUUUUGAGGAUCCUGCAUCCGGCAAGAAUCCCCGGCCAUGGCUAUAUCACCUUCUCAAACGCGAGCUCGAGGCCAAGAUCCCUGAGGACUACAAGCUGGAGGAGGCCCCCAUUGAGUACAACACUUGGCUCCUUUUCCGUCGCGUGGUCGAUCUGAUCCUCAUGUGCGACUUCGUCUCGUACUGUCUCUUCGCCGCCGUGUGCGGCUCUACUCCUGACGGCGAGGCUCCAUGGGCCACCGUUGCACGCUGGGUGAUGGGUUGGGUGCUUGUUGGACUCAACUUAUGGAUCAAGCUCGAUGCUCACCGCGUCGUCAAGGAUUUUGCCUGGUACUGGGGUGACUUCUUCUACCUCAUUGACCAAGAGCUCACUUUUGACGGUGUUUUCGAGCUAGCCCCUCAUCCCAUGUACUCCAUUGGCUACAUCGGCUACUAUGGCAUAUCUAUGAUGGCUGCCAGCUACGAUGUGCUUUUCAUCUCAAUUAUUGCUCAUCUUGCUCAGCUCAUCUUCCUCGUCGUAGUCGAGAACCCACACAUUGAAAAGACGUACAAUCCUCCUCCUCCCCGUAGCGCUGGCCAGAUGCAGCCGUUGGAUGGAGCAAAAGACGCCGAUUCCGCCACAAGAGACUCUCCUGCGACGGUUCACAACAUGCUUGGCUUCAAGAACAUCGACCUGUUCCGCGUGCCAGACUACACUACAAUUCUGCUCUGCAUCUACCUCGGCGUGCUUUCGCUCGCAACCCCGAAAACAGAGUUUUGGCAGGCAGCCUUCAUAGUCCAUGCCGUCCUCUGCCGCCUGUGGUUCUCGUUGGGUCUUGGCUGGAUCUUGACUUUCCAGUCCAAGGAGAAGAGGUUCACAAGGCACUUUGUCAAGUACGGCGAAAGCGCCGGCGAGGCGUGGAGGCAGUGGAAGGGCCUGUACCACGUCAGCACCGUCAUGUGCCAUGGUUCGUUCAUCGCAGCCUGCUGGAAGAUGUACACGGUACCUGCCGAUUGGACGCAGGAAUGGUCGAUCCUCAAGCACGUCACCGGAACUGGCCUGGUUGCUCUUCAGAUCUGGACUGCCGUGAGCAUCUACGACGAGCUGGGCGAGUUCGGCUGGUUCUUUGGCGACUUCUUCUUCAACAACCGCACCAAGCUGACCUACAGGUCCAUCUAUCGCUUCCUCAAUAACCCGGAGCGCGUCAUGGGCUCUCUAGGUCUAUAUGGGGCUGCUCUCAUCACCUGGAGCAGAGCCAUCUUUGUCCUUGCACUCAUAAGCCACCUACUCACGCUUGCCUUCAUCUCAUACGUCGAAAAACCUCAUAUGCAAAAGAUCUAUGGCCAGAGCAUUCGUGAAGAGGCUGGCCUGACCAAAUUUGUCAAGAGAUCCCUGCCCCCGCCAGUCAAGGAGUGGUCUGACAGCGUGGACAAGGUGCUUGAUGAGGCCAAGGCUUUUGUAGAGGACUUUGUUGAGUCAGCCAGGCCCAAACUUGCCGCUGGAGUCUCAACGAUUGUACGCGACACCACGGCCCUUUUCAACACCUAUCCCGCACGCCUCACCAUCUCGCAGCUGAACCCGUCCCUCGCCGGCCUGGAUCCCAAACAAUAUUCUCUUUCGUUGGAGGGCACCGUGGCGCAAAAGGCUGCCAGCGGACGCUCGACCGGCAAGGAGAGCAUCCAUGGCAGAUUCCCCAAGGAUGUGAAGACAUUGGUUCUGGAGUAUGGUGCGCCUAUCCGGGUCAAGUGGACGGCACCUGCAAACCACAGCAAGAAUGACUGGGUUGGACUCUACAUGGUGAUCGACAACAGGUCCAGGGAGGUUACCGAGGUACCCUCUCAGGGUCGCUGGGUGCCCACUUGCCCUGGGGUUUACGACCGUGCAACCGACGGCGGCAUCAUAACUGCAGACAAGCCGCUACCUAGCCAGCCUGAUAUGGUUCAGGGAGAGAUGGUUUUUGAGGGAGACAGGCUAUGGUGGACUCAGGGCACUUUCGAAUUGAGAUACCACCACGACGGCUCUCACAAUGUCAUGUCAGUAUCUGAACCUUUCGAGAUCAAGAUUGGGCGGUUCGAUGAGGACUUGGACGAGGAGGUCUUGGCCACCGGCGGCGGUGUUUACGAGCGAGCCGUCGAGUCGGAACUUCUGCCACUGGUACGCAACUGCCUCGACCGCGACCCCGAGAUUGCCCCAAGCACCGUAGACGAGCCGUUUGGAAGCCCGGUCGAACGCGAUAGCAAGUAUGCCAAGAGGGUGGUUUAUGCGAUCCACCACAUGUUUGGUAUCGAGUUUGCACCCGCAGUUGUUCCGGCGGACGGGAAUGUCAGGAAGCUGGCGUGGCGUAUUUGCAAUGCCAAACAAGUCCUUGCUCCUUACAGCAUGUCAAAGUCCCGAGGAACUACGACGCCCUUGGGCGAGAAGUUUCUAGAGACUCUUUGAGGCAUUGAGAGCGCUACCUUGCAACGGCUAAUGUUCACGUCGUUCUUUCCACACUUGGAUGGUAACUGUUUACCCCCCUCCUCCACGAAUUAUUCUUUGUUGAACGGAUGACUAUGACAUAUAAGCUCCAGUUGGUUUGUUAGAUUUGCAGCAUAGCGAUUGGUGUAUUGAGUUUUUUUCCCCCCUGCGAACGUAAGCAUACUGUCCUGAAUUUAGUUCAAGUUCGAGGUUCACCUUGAAGCCUUCGCAUAAGAAAGGAGGAAGAAGAAGAGGAGGAGGAGGGGAAAAAAAAAACCGUGGUCCGAUGGUGAUUUAUGGUAUAGUAAUCGUGCAGCGAACAAGGAAGUGCAGCGUACAUGGACUGCGCAUGAAUGAAACAAACAACCGUGGAUCAUUCGCGCUCCGAAGCAUACCAAAGCUCAACUGACAUCAGACUUGAACGUCAUUUGGCUCAUAAACGAUUACCGUUUUGCUAGUGAAUACAUAACAGAUAUGUAAGCCACCGAUGUAGGUACUCUGCAAGGUACACGAGGGUCCUAGUAAGGUAUGUAGAUCGCAAAGUAGACAGGCAGGUAGCAAGGUAGGAGGUAGGCAUAUUGCUUACUUUGCAACGGGUU